CAAAAGAAAAUGCUACAUUCACCAUUUUAAAAUAUUGUACAGUAUUUUAUAACAGUGAACCAUAAGAUCAUGUCGUCUAUAUACGCCACAGUUCCCAAAGCUGCAGGGGUGGAGGCCCGUUUGGCUAAAGCAAAGCCAUAUAUGGGGAUACCACAAAGCAAUUUAACUUUGCUUCUACCACUUGUCGCCGUCGUAUGCCUGGUGGUACCAUGGGGUGUAUUUGUACUACCUGUCUGUGCGAUAUAUGUAUUGCUAGUGGUCGCUCCUAUGCAGUUGAAAGCAUACUUCGCCACUGUCGACGUAUCCGCUGACAAGAGCGUUGCGUCAAUUAAACCUGUAGAAAAGCUCACGCCCUUGGAAGAUAGGGAGUUCGACGUAGUUGUGUUCGGUGUUACCGGACAUUCCGGAUUCCUACUAGCCGAGUACCUAGUGAUGCAGUACGCUAGCAAAGGCAACCUAAAGAUUGCGCUUGCUGGUCGCAAUGCCAAAAAGCUUGCUGCAGCUCGUGAGAAAUUGGCCAUCAAUUCACACCCGAGUGCCCUAGACCUGCCUCUUCUUUUCGCCGACUCGAGCAACGAUGCAUCUCUAGAAGAUAUGUGUAUGCGCACGAAAGUAGUAGGUACUACCGUCGGCCCGUUCUUGAAAUACGGUGAGAGUCUUGUACGUGCGUGUGCUCGUACCGGAACUGGUUAUUGUGAUCUAACUGGUGAAACUGGGUUUGCAGAGAUAGCUUACGCCAAGUACAAUAAGGUUGCGGUGGAGACUGGAGCGCGUGUCGUGUCAUUUACCGGGUUCGAUUCAGUUCCCGCUGAUGUUGGUACCAUCGAGGUUGUUAAGAAGUUCAAGGCGAAAUUCGGUAAGGCUCCAGCACAAGUUGAUUGUGUGUACUCCAAACUGGGCGGUGAGGCUGCGGGUGGAACUAUUGAUACAGUUGUACAUCUGCUUGAGAACGGUCUGCCACCCACCAUUGUAGGCAAAAAGGACCAACCAACCAAGAAGGGUGAGGCCAGUAUGACUCUACCCUUUGUCUACUACAAUCGCUAUGCCGAAUCUUGGACUAUUCCUUUCUUCAUGGCCCCGGUGAACAGCAAAGUUGUGGAGUGGACUAACAACGAGAUCGGGCACAGCCCCAAAUUAUCGUACAACGAGGUUAUGGGCAUGCCCAACAUUUCAUCGGUUAUCAUUGGCAGUCUAUUAGGUAUGAUUGGUGGCUCAUUCUUCGUCAUGAAGGCCACUCGUGACCUUAUCUUCAGCAUGGGAUGGCUCCCUAAGCCCGGAGUUGGACCCAGUAGAGCCAAAAUCGCCAAGGGCUACUCUCUCGCAACAUUCUAUGCAUCCUCAGCCGAUGGCAAGUGUGUAGAGUCUCUUCGUUGGGCCAAUAUUGGUGACCCCGGAGGCUUUGCCACUGCGCUUUACCAAGGUGAGUGUUGUGUUGCCUUGGUGAAGGACUCGGACCGACCUGGACCCCGCCCAACCGGAGCUGGCCUCACGGUGGGUAUGUGCAUUGGUGCUGAUGUCAUGCUUGAGCGUCUCAAUGACUCUGGAUUCCUCAAUAUCGUCUAGAGUGCGCUGGCAUGAACUAGCCAAUUAGAAAUAAUAUUAAACUACAUACUGUCUAUAUAUCUG
This is a messenger RNA of Sphaeroforma arctica JP610, 1626 nucleotides long. RefSeq lists its product as hypothetical. The transcript has a single exon. Gene Ontology annotation, biological process: glycolipid biosynthetic process. NCBI's taxonomy places the organism in Eukaryota, Ichthyosporea, Ichthyophonida. The coding region runs from base 70 to 1563 and encodes 497 amino acids. The record is from RefSeq and is a predicted model, not a curated record. Gene Ontology annotation, cellular component: plasma membrane.